AUGGCAACACGCUCUGCUGGCAAUGAAAAGAGUUUGGGGCAUGGUCAAAAGAGGCAGAGAGAGGACGAGCCCGAUUUCUCGAAUCCAACCACGCUCGUCACCUUUAUCGUUGGUGCAGAACCCAACACCGAGAAGUUUAUGGUCCACAAGGAAGUUGCUUGUUUUGGCUCGCCAGUCCUAGAUGCCGCGCUUGAUCGCACCUCCAUCGAAGGGGACGUUUUGAAAUAUACCAUGGACAGCACCACUCCACGGGCAUUUCGAUUGUUAGUUCAAUGGCUAUACAGCAGAAAGCUGAAAGUCUUGCAACUACGAACUCUUAGUGAGUCGCCGACAACAACUCACCAGGCACGGGUGGAGGCUGCGCAGUCUGAAGAUGAAAGUUUGGCAGAACUCUGGGUUCUUGGUCGUGAGCUUUGCAUACCUGAUCUCCAAAAUCAUGUCCUAGACAAGAUCUUUGCCAUAUAUCGCUUUAGAAGCCGGAUUCCGUUCACAACAUACCACUACAUAUUCAAGAACACCUCGGGAUGGUGUGGUCUCGCCAGAUAUACCAUCGAUUUCUGUCUCCGAUACCUGGAACCUGCGUGCCUCGAGAAGCAUCAGAUUCAUUUUCCUCGGAAGCUACUAGUUACCCUUACGAUGAGUUUUACGAAGCAGAGGGACUUGAGAGUGGAGAGUGGCAGUGCAGUUUUGGAGGACAUUCUGCCAGCAACGUACUAUGAAAGCAACAAUAACGAUGUGAUCCUCGCGGCCAAUGAAGAACCUGAAGGAAUCUUUGAAUGA
Molecule: messenger RNA, 780 nt
Organism: Mollisia scopiformis
Lineage: Eukaryota; Fungi; Ascomycota; Leotiomycetes; Helotiales; Mollisiaceae
Exons: 3
Coding region: 1-780 (259 amino acids)
Molecular function (GO): protein binding
Source: RefSeq, a predicted model, not a curated record